AUGGUGCAGGCGCGAACGCUCCAUCUCCAGCGAGUUGUCACAUUGUCGUCAGAAGACGAAUCAGACAGAAUAGAUGUGCAUGAUAUUGCGAAGCGGCUCGAGGAGCUCGAAGCCCACGUCGCGGAGACUGCUGCAGCACGUCUGUCAGCCAGUACCCUGGAUCAGGCCCAGUCACAUGCACAAGAUCUGGAGACAAUUCAAUCAGCAAUCACGCAAACGGCUGCAGAAGUACGAAAGACCUUCCAAGCAGACAUUGAUGCUCUGAAUCGGGCCGUACGAAGGUACGAGAAACGGACCGCCGUUUCUGCCUACCAAACGGAUUCUCGUCUCCAAGCCCUGGAAACCCAGAUGCACGAUGCCUUCUCCUUAGCAACAACAGCCCAUCGAACAAGCAUGCAACGGCCACAAGGGGUUUUUCUCAUGGUAUUCAGUGGGAUUUACGCUGCCUUUUCACUGCCAGUACAGGCAUUCAUGUCCGUUGUCUGUCUGCCAUUGCACAUGUCGAAAAGCUGUUUGCGUUAUAUCAGGAGUAUGCUGUUCUCAAAAUCUUCUUCAGUACCUCACCCCACAAAGGAGAAAGCAUCACACGGCAAAUCACGAUUGGCGAAGAGGCCGGCACGGCCAACCUCGAAAGAAGAACCAACAGAUUCCCGGGCCCUUGGCCAAAUCAAAGAAAACCAUUAA
Aspergillus niger is the source of this 684-nucleotide messenger RNA. RefSeq lists its product as uncharacterized. The record is from RefSeq and is a predicted model, not a curated record. Lineage: Eukaryota; Fungi; Ascomycota; Eurotiomycetes; Eurotiales; Aspergillaceae. The coding region runs from base 1 to 684 and encodes 227 amino acids. The transcript has a single exon.